Sceloporus undulatus (fence lizard) is the source of this 1116-nucleotide messenger RNA. RefSeq names its product beta-1,3-galactosyltransferase 9 (gene B3GALT9). The record is from RefSeq and is a predicted model, not a curated record. The transcript has 2 exons. Gene Ontology annotation, cellular component: membrane. Gene Ontology annotation, molecular function: hexosyltransferase activity. The coding region runs from base 1 to 1116 and encodes 371 amino acids. Lineage: Eukaryota; Metazoa; Chordata; Lepidosauria; Squamata; Phrynosomatidae.
AUGCAGCUGACCUUCUGCAGACUUCGCACUCACCAAUGGUGUUUCAUUCUCUUCAACAUUGUGCUGUUCCACAUCUUGCUCUUCGGAGCAGACCUUGUGGAAGAGUACUUCUUGCAAGCUCUGCCCACUACUUACUAUGAUGUGAAGGUAAUGGAAGCCAGGGAGAAGGCUCAGAAGUUGGAUAUGGCCACCAUGAAGGCCAACGUCUCCAAGGCUUUCGUCGUCAGCAAUUCAGAGGCCUGCUCUGGCAAUGAGAUCUUCUUGCUCACGCUUGUCAUCAGCCGUCCAGAAAACUCAUCAAGACGCAACGCAAUUAGAGGAACAUGGGCUAAUCUGACCCAUGUCAAAGGUUACGGCACUCUUGUCUUGUUUCUGCUAGGGAAACCUUCUGAAGAAUCCACUCAAUGGGAGAUCCUGAAGGAGAUGGAGAAGCAUCAAGACCUCAUUCAAGGUAUCUUUCCUGAGCCUCCAGAGAACCAGACCCUGAAGACCUUGGUGGCCAUGGAGUGGACCAUAACCUUCUGCUCUCAGGCCAGGUUCAUUCUCAAAAUAGACGAGGAGAUGUUCAUCAACCUCCCAACUCUGGUUGAGUACUUAUUGAACUUAAGAGCCCGCCCCGAAGACAUUUAUCUGGGGAGGCUGGUCCAUCAAGACAUGCCCAACAGAAAUGUUCAAAGUCGAGGUUUUGUUCCCCUACAAAUAUAUCCAGAAAAAUACUUCCCUGACUACUGCAGCGCAACAGCAUUUGUCAUCUCUCGGGAUGUGGCUCGGAAGAUCUAUGUGACGUCCAGAGACGUUCCGCUUUCCCUGCCUCCUGGGGUUUUUGUGGGGAUGUGUGCUAAGAAGGCUGGCGUGACACCUGUCCACAGCUCACGGUUCUCUGGGAAAAGGCAUAUCCGGUAUAACCGGUGCUGCUACAAGUUCAUUUUCACUUCAUCUGUAGUGAGAGAGAACCAGCUGCUCCAAGAAUGGGAGGAGAUCAGCAAUGGCAAAGACUGCACACUGCUGGAGACUUAUUAUGGACUUAUUUCUUGCAGAGUCAUGACAUACCUGGAUGGAUUUAAACACCUGAGUGUUGAUGCCCUUCAAAAAGAAGCCCUCGGGUUUUCUGAUUAA